Messenger RNA from Dermacentor albipictus, 3809 nucleotides. RefSeq names its product Na(+)/citrate cotransporter-like. Gene Ontology annotation, biological process: citrate transport. The record is from RefSeq and is a predicted model, not a curated record. Gene Ontology annotation, cellular component: membrane. Lineage: Eukaryota; Metazoa; Arthropoda; Arachnida; Ixodida; Ixodidae. Gene Ontology annotation, molecular function: succinate transmembrane transporter activity; citrate transmembrane transporter activity.
GAGAAAGAAGAAGCAGCAGCAGUGCGCGUGUUCUUCGAGCAAGGCCGAAGAGAAGGCGACAUCCCAGACCUGCGUUCCUCAUGGAAGGCCAACGUCAGCGGUCGCCAUCGGAGUCACGCGCGAAGCCCAAGAGGUCUUCAGUGCCAAAUCCUCGUCACCAUCGUAGUCUCUCGAGUAAGCAGACCGCGAGUACGGGCUCGGUGCGCGAGUCUGUUGCCAGUGCACCCGCAUCAAGAGACGAUGCGAAAAGCACUUCACCGACCUUGCCAGUUGGGCAAGCCUCGCAGGGCCGCAGGGACGACGCACCUAGGACAGGUGCACUAGCCGCAGAACGUGGAUGGGAGAGACCGUCCCCCACAGCUGCUGAGAAGUCGGAGUCGCCUGCGCAGCAGGACUGUGACUGCCCCUCCGCCGUCGAAGCCGCGACCGCGCAGGGCCCUGAAAACUCGAUGAGCGAGCGGACCGCGUUCGUCUCGCCAUCCGCCAGGCACCGACCAUCGUGCGCACUCGCGCUGCUGCAGGGCGCAGAUUCCGACGCGCUCUUAGGCCGAGCUGACGAAGGGGCCGUCAUGCACCGCGUCUCCGCGUCUUCUACGCCGCGACCGAGUCGCUUGGAGUCUCCCCAGAUUGUCAACAGGGAGGAGUCGGCGUGGCAGAAUCCCGAGAAAGCCAGAGCCCCCAGUGGUGUGAGGGCGAGCGCUGGCAUUCAAGGUUUCGAGUCGCCACGCGCGCUCUUGUCCCCGAUCGGAACCGCGGCGGCGGCCCUUGCUGCAGCUGCGUCGUACGCACCCUUUGUCGGCGUCGACUACGAUGUCGUUACCGGGCCGCGCGCCGACGGAGGCGAGGCUGCGAUGGGCCCAGAGGCCGCUUGCGCUGCUGACGCUGGCGCGACGGACUCGCAGCUACGGGACGCCGGCGCUGGAACUGGCCGGCCAUAUCGGCCCCGCGGCCUCUGGGAUGGUGUGGCGCUCAAGCCGCUCUUCGACCUGCUGGUGCAGCUGGACUGUUUCUGGCUCGGACAGGAUUUGUUUUCCGGCGACACGCAGCGCGUGCAGAGCAGCAUUCGCGUGCUGGCCACCAUGGCACUGCUUCUGCUCGUGCUCUGGCUGGCCGCUGUCCCAAACUCGGCCGAAAAGUCGUGGCGCGCCAGCAGCGUGGGCCUGCUGCUCAUGGCGUCGCUGACGAUGGAUCUGGUGGCGGCACCCAUGGCUUCGUUGCUGCCUUUCCUGUGCAUGCCACUUCUGGAGCUGGCCGAUGCGCGAGCCGCCGCACUGCCGUACUCCACGGUUCGCCAGAUGAGUUUCCUGUGCGCCAUGUUGCUCGUGCUGACCAUGGAAGAAUGCGGCCUCCCGACACGCCUGGCGCUGCUCAUACUCAGUCACACUGGACACAAGAUCAACAGCAUCCUGGCACUCGUAAUAGCCGUGGCCGUGACAAUGACGUGCCUGCUGGAUGCCUUCUGCGUCACCGUACUCAUGAUGUCUACCGUAGAGUGCAUCGUGGACGAGAUCUACAUUCACGUUGUUGAAGCCAACGUGCCCUCCGGGAUGGCCGACCCAGGCCAACGCCCUUGCCGUGGAGGCGGGGCAAGCCCCAAUGCGGCUCAGCAGCGGCAGUCAAUGGAGUCGAGCGAGCACCUGUCGUACUUCGCCUACCGACGCUACAUCUUCAGCGAGUGUACCACUUACAUCCGGGAUGAACGGAACACGCUGUUCAAGGCCAUGAUGGCGGCUGUCGUGUACGGCUCCAACAUAGGCAGCAGCGGCACCUCUCGCGGCUCCCAGCAGAGCUACUACCUGCUCCAUUUCUUGCGCCAGACGUACAACGGAGGGACGACGCUCAACUACGUGACCUGGACAGUGUACUCGGCUCCGUCUGUGGUCGCUUCGGCAGUGUUCCUGUGGUGGCAUCUCUGCAGGCGAUUUGUGCCCAGAGCGUUGCAGGGUGCGGCACAGUACCAAAACGACACAGACCCGUGCCACGAAAAGUAUGCCGCAAUCAGGAGAAUAGGGUACAAGUCUUACGAGGUCGUGGCCAUAAUGAUGAUGGCGGCCUACGUCAACUGUUCCCUUGUCGACCAGGACUGGAUUAACAUCAACAACACUAGCGCGGUUCGCUCGCAGACGAUGAUGGUGGGCCUGACGUCACUUGCGUUCAUGGCUCCUGCGCGACGUUCCCGCGGCUCUGCGGCCCCGGCUAUCGUCUCGACCGACGUGAUCCAGACUCGCUUUCCCUGGGGCGUAUUCCUGCUCGCCGGAGCCGGAUGCGCCAUGACACUCUGUUUCAAGCUCGGUGAGGUGAGCGCCUUGCGCCUGGAACUAGUGUCAGCGGCGGCGGACAUACACCCCAGCUUGGGCGUGGCGCUACUGUUCACGAUCCAGUGCUUCCUGGUCGAGAUGAAGAGCAGCCACGACAGCGUGCUCCAUCUCAUGGCCCCCAUGGUUUCUUUGGCCAGCGAGCGCAACUGGAACCCUCUGCUGCUUCUGCUGCCGGUGACCAAGGGAGCCUCGAUGGUGUUCCUGCUGCCAGUGUCCUGCUACGGAAACGCACUGCUCUUCGACUACGCACGCAUGUCUUGCUGGGAGAUGAUUAAAAUCGGCUUUCCAGUCAAGAUCGUGACUAUCGUACUUGAGCUGCUCUCGCUGCUGACCGUCGGCAACGCCCUGUUCGACCUGGGCCAUUUUCCCGCUUGGGCGACAGUGGUACCACCGACGACGACGAUCUCGGCAUUCAAUGCCUCAACACUCGAUGACAUCCUCAACAUCACCAGCGCCCUCUGAGUCUGUGCGCAAGGACAUACGGGGCAUUCAGCAAUGUUUGUUUGGUUAUGUGUUGGGGAUAUUUAUUUCGACUCAAUUAUUUGUGUGCUUCUGAAAAUGUUCUGCUAUCAUUACUUUUCGUCGCAUCUGUGUCGCAGCAAAUCAUCACUGUGACUGCGCAUUGGAAGGAAGGCACUGAGUGUGCACAUUUUUCUCGCUGCCGCGACUCUGAAAGACAUAUGAGCGAAAAGUCUCUAAAUGGUAAAGCCUUCAACAAUUGUCUAGCUGUAACCAUACAGAACACGAAAAUGUACAAUCUGCCAAACAUUGUUUGCCGUAUAGCCUUACUGUUGCUUGCUCCCCUGCAUUUUCUUAAUUUUUGUGUGUGUUGGGAAUGCUUGCAUAGCUGCGCUUUUUUUUUGUUCAACUGUGUGUGCUGCAAAACGUUUUCCGCAAAAAAAAAAGAAGGUGACUUAGAUUUUUUCUCUCUCGCGUCAAUUAAGCGGCGUUCACUAUGGUUCACCUGCAGCGUUGCAGUAGACACGAAACGACGGGACGUUACGGAUGCAAGCUCUCGACAUACUGCACUCAUUACAAGUAUGCGUAGUCUUCGUACGCACAGAAACGUGACCGUAUGCAAUUACGACUGCAAUGUGGGACAGCAAAUGAUUAUUCUACUUAAAACAACGCCUUGCGCUGUUCGUUGCUUCACGGCUCCUAAAUAUUGCGUUCGGGCUCCUCUGAAGCUUUGCGUCCUACAAGUCUACAUUCUUGUGACUACACUCUUGCGAUGCCGGUAGCAUUUCUCGGUACCUCAUUGACGCUUCCUGUGUAGCAUGAAACAUGACCGGUUAAAGCGUCCGUUCAAAAAUGUCAACAAUUUUCGAAAAGUUAGUGGACGUUCAUUUGUUUAAAGAUGCAUAGUUUUUUUUUUCUAAAAGCACGACCAGAGCGCAAACUCUCACGCGAACUUACUGACAUUUCUUGGCAAACUAAUUCUUAUGGUCAAAAUACCAGCGGUUGCUUUGUAAUAAAAUUUAUUCAUUAGAA